AUGCUUCCACCACGCAAUCUCCAAUCACACACUUUCCCUGCAACACCAACUGCACCCCGUCAUCCGCCAUCGCAGCCAUCACGAUCCUCAUCAGACCUAUCUCGACCAGAUCAUCAUGACAAUGGAGAAUUUACUCUGGUUCGUCUUCGGCUCCAUCCACAUCCUCAACUGGCCCAGCAUCAACAAAGCGCGAGCGUCGGUCUUUGUCUACACAAUGAAUAUUGGGCAUCUCAAGGCUUGCGCGAUGAAACAUUUCAUUUUCAUCGUAUUGAUCAUGUCUCACAUCAUGGACGACCUCCAUUCACGCCAGCGACGCCGCCAACUGCACCCAACUAUGUUGUUGAGUGUAGUGACAUUAACCUGUGGGUUUCGGAUGAUGAGGGCGAGGAUGAGGAUCAUGCUCCCCCACUCCUAUAUCGCCCGCCUCUUCCAGAAACCGCCACCGUGCAACCACCAUUCAUGCGCAGUGUUCUCCCUGUUAUCGAACAUUAUCAACACAUUUGUCUGCAGUACGCCAGUCUGCCACGACAGUACAUCAUCAGGGAAACGAUAUCCUUUAAAGUUUUAGAUCGUCACAGGAUAACUUGGUGUGACGCUUGCCGUGCAAUGGUUAACAUCGGGGAGUUCUGGGAUGAACAGAAUGGCCUGACACAGGAGCCCUGGGAGUACGCGCGGCAUCGGUACAAACAUGGGCGGAGACACAAGGAUUCCCCGGUUCCAGAUGAUGCCAUUGACAUAUUUCAACUGUGUCACGGGGCUGAGGAUCGUGUUGGCGAUGUUGCCAGCUCAUACCAAGAUCUGGUAUCUGUGAUCGCCUAUCAACCCCCCAGAGAUGCACAGAGGGUCUUUCUCGGUCUAGCCCAUGACGUUGGAUAUCCAUAUCGUCGCGACUCAUCGCCACCUUGCAAUUCAACACGAGCACACAACGGGACAAUGAAAAACUGCCAACCUCUUCCAGUUAUGUGGCUGGAUGAAUUCAAAAGAAGUAUUGAACACGAUGGUCUCAACGUGUGGGCGAAGAAACCCCUCUAUCGUAUUGCGCAGCUCGCAGAGUUGUUGAAGUUGGCCUCUGACGAUUUAUCAUUUAUCGUUAAGAUGGCCGAGACUCAUGUUCCUCCGACCCCAAAAUGGUCUUGGCUUAAGCUCGGCCAAGAUCGUCCAUCCAACCUGCAUGCGACUACUAUCGAGCCGAUCAGAAAGAUGCAGGAGAACAUGACCCAGAUAGCCUCGAGCGUCGAGCUACUUCAUAAUCUCCAAACAGCAAUCCUUAGCCAAGAAGGCGAAAUGCUGUCCUGGCUGACUUCACUCCUCGCCCAUGCCCCCGACCUCGAAUCUUGGUAUGACAUGUCUGGAGGCUCAUCUGCCGGAACUGCGAACCCCUGGGAGGUUUGGCGACCAAAAGACGAACUCAAGACGUAUGGACAGUGGUGUGUAUACCCGGGGUGUCCCAAGGCCCGACAGGGUGGAGAUAACGUCCUUGUGACGCUACAUCUUCCUAGUGCGGAGGUUGCGUUCACGAUCAUGUUUGAGUCUCUGGAGCUUAUGGAUGGGCUCGCCAAGGAUAUGAAGCAGUAUAUGGACCUUUGGAGGGCUGAGAGGUUGAGGAAGCCAGUGUGA
Fusarium verticillioides 7600 is the source of this 1617-nucleotide messenger RNA. RefSeq lists its product as hypothetical. The coding region runs from base 1 to 1617 and encodes 538 amino acids. NCBI's taxonomy places the organism in Eukaryota, Fungi, Ascomycota, Sordariomycetes, Hypocreales, Nectriaceae. The transcript has 2 exons. The record is from RefSeq and is a predicted model, not a curated record.